UUCAAGCCACCAUUCUUUCCAGUAUACUAUAGCCAUGAUUUUCUUUCAGAAUUUUUUUCUGGAAAAUACCUUAGACCUUUAAUUUACCAGUUUUUAUUAUAUCCGUUUCUUCCUAGACCAGGUGAUAGGUUUGAGCGAGACAGACCGCUGAGAGGACGUGGAGGCCCGAGAGGGGGUAUUCGUGGCCGAGGCAGAGGUGGCCCUGGGAACAGAGUUUUUGAUGCUUUUGACCAGAGAGGGAAGCGAGAAUUUGAACGAUAUGGUGGGAAUGACAAAAUAACAGUCAGAGCCGAAGACAACAUGGGUGGCUGUGGAGUUCGCACCUGGGGAUCAGGUAAAGAUACCAGUGACGUGGAGCCGACUGCACCGAUGGAGGAACCCGCAGUGGUGGAGGAGUCCCAGGGUGCCCCAGAAGAGGAGUCUCCAGCCAAAGUUCCUGAGUUGGAGGUAGAAGAAGAAACUCAAGUUCAAGAGAUGACUUUAGAUGAGUGGAAAAAUCUUCAAGAACAGACCAGACCAAAGCCUGAGUUUAACAUCCGGAAACCAGAAUCCACUGUUCCUUCCAAAGCAGUGGUGAUUCACAAGUCAAAAUAUAGAGAUGAUAUGGUAAAAGAUGAAUAUGAGGACGAUUCCCAUGUUUUCCGGAAAGCUGCCAAUGACAUCACAUCCCAGCUGGAGAUUAAUUUUGGUAACCUCCCUCGUCCUGGGCGUGGAGCCAGAGGAGGCAGCCGGGGAGGCCGGGGAAGGAUCAGGAGGGCGGAGAACUAUAGACCCAGAGCAGAAGUGGUGAUGCAAGAUGUUGCCCCCAACCCAGAUGACCCUGAAGACUUCCCCGCACUUUCUUGAAAGAGCGCUACUUCCCGGCACCAAGGAGCUGCACCGCACACCCAUGGAGAGACUCUUGCGGCUGUGGGAAGACAGUCAGACUCUAGGAACAAUAGAUGUUGCUUUUCCCAUAUCGUGUGAAUUCGUUGCACUUUUUCAGGCUGCGCUGUUAGACAGAGGGGCUUCUCCAGAGGCUCGAGAGCAGGCCCUUUCUGUGACGGUUAGCCUGGCCCUUUCCCAAGAAGGCAAAGAAUGGUGAUUGUGUUUUUAUCGAAGGAAUUUGAAAUGACGUUCAGGAAUAAUGUUUAAAAUGUGUACAUAGAGAUUGUAUGGAAUCUCCUCCACAGAAGCUUGGAGGGAAAGGGGGUUGUAAAAUAGACUCCACUGAGGGCUCGUAGGAAGCUGUAGAUUCCCGGAGGCUGUGCCUUUAGCAUUAGAGGAAAUGCAUAGACCUUGAACUGUUCAUGUAAAGCAGUCACAGCUUAGUUUUCAGAGACCAAGAAAUUAAAAUACAGUUGCACUUACUGUGUACUUGUAAAUGUUAUCUACUCUCCUGGAAUAUUUUGAGUUCUGGUUUUCACUUAACCAAUCAUUUUAAAUCGCUAUUGUGUAGCCACCCUCUGUGACACAGAAUCAGAGAAAGUGUUGAUAUUUAAUGGUGAUUUAAACUACCUCGUGGUUUCUGUGUGUGCACACACACAUAUCUAGCGUUUGGGUGGUUUUUAGGAAGAAUAGUAAGUAUAUGACUUUAAAAACCAUGUUAUUUAAGGGAUCAUGCAAAAAAGCAAAUACCGCAUCAUUUCUUCUGCAGAGCGAGCGUCAGCGUUCGGCAGCUGUGGACACAGGCCUCUGCCGUCGGCCUGGGCAAGAGUUGUAAAUAACUGGUAUUUAUUAAGCACUUAUAAGCAGUUUUUCUCUCUUAUUUCUGGCCCCAGUUCUAGAGUUCCUCUUUAUUGCUUUUGGUGAAAGUUUGGGGUUCAGGGUAUACCUCAGAGGUUCAGUAACUCACCUGGAGUCCCACCUUGAACACAGCUGCACCCAAAGCCACUGACGCCAACCCACAGAGCACACUGUGCUGCAGAGGAAGUGGGCCCAGGAGGGCCUGCGGUCCAGGCAGCUGAAGAGCUGCUGGAAGCUGGGGUGAUGCUCUCCCUGCUUUCCCGUAGAUACCACAGGUACUGUCUGCCUGUUGUCACACAGUUCAUAUGCUCGCCUGCGAUGGAAUCUGAACCUCGGCCCCAGGAUCUGUGCUUUUUUUCACUUUGCCACACUGUCUAAGGUGGCUUUGAACUGGAACCCAAGUGCAAAUAAAGGCUGGUAUUCGCCCCUGACUUGGUGUAGAGAAAACGGUCCUUCCGGCACUCCCAGGCCAUAGCAGUCGGUCAUGAUUUUGUUGAAUAAUCACAGCUGAAUCCGUACAUGUUAGGGUCAGUUAAGGGUGUUUGCUUUGGGUGACAGCCUGGUUUUGGUCUCUUAUUAAAUUACUACCUGAGUACUAAGGUU
Sapajus apella (tufted capuchin) is the source of this 2328-nucleotide messenger RNA. It is a transcript of the gene HABP4, whose product is annotated as hyaluronan binding protein 4. Gene Ontology annotation, biological process: positive regulation of translational initiation; positive regulation of RNA splicing. The transcript is spliced from 6 exons. Lineage: Eukaryota; Metazoa; Chordata; Mammalia; Primates; Cebidae. The record is from RefSeq and is a predicted model, not a curated record. Gene Ontology annotation, cellular component: cytoplasm; nucleus. The annotation marks the transcript as partial. Gene Ontology annotation, molecular function: RNA binding.